Molecule: messenger RNA, 3186 nt
Organism: Rotaria sp. Silwood1
Lineage: Eukaryota; Metazoa; Rotifera; Eurotatoria; Philodinida; Philodinidae
Source: the annotation of a GenBank genome assembly
AUGGAAUUAAAAGCGUAUGGUAAAGCAGGAGCAAUAGCUGAAGAAGUAUUUAGUUCAAUUCGUACAGUGCUAUCUUACAAUGGACAAGAGCGAGAAGAGAAAAGAUAUGAGAAACAUCUUGACGAAGCUAAAAGAAAUGGUAUAAAGAAAGGUAUAAUCAAUGGUGUAACAAUGGGAUCUGUGCGGUUUAUAAUCUUUUGUGCAUAUGCAUUAGCAUUUUGGUAUGGAGGAAAAUUAAUUCGAGACGAAGGAUAUAAUAUUGGAGAUGUUCUCAUUGUAUUCUGGUGGAUUAUCAUCGGUAUUUUUAAUUUGGGUCAAGCUAGUCCACAUUUUCAAGCUUUAGCUCAAGCUCGAGCUGCUGCUUACAUUGUAUGGGAAGUUAUUGAUGCACCAUGUAAAAUCAAUAGCGAUUCAGAAACUGGUCUGAAAAAAGAUGAUCUUAUUGGUAAUAUUAAUUUUUCAAAUGUUCAUUUUUCUUAUCCAUCACGACCUGGUAUUAAAAUUCUUAAUGGUGUCUCAUUUGAUGUCAAACAUGGUCAAACUAUUGCUCUUGUUGGAUCAUCUGGUUCAGGAAAAUCAACAUGUGUACAAUUAUUACAACGAUUCUAUGAUUCUGAUUCAGGUUCAGUUUUUAUUGAUGGCCAUCAAAUUACUGAAUAUAAUUUAAAAUGGUUAAGACAACGUAUUGGUGUUGUUAGUCAAGAGCCAAUUUUAUUUCAAGCAACUAUUCGAGAAAAUAUUUUAUUUGGAAAAGAUACAGCAACUGAUAAAGAGGUUUAUGAAGCAGCAAAAAUGGCUAAUGCGCAUGAUUUUAUUAUGACUUUACCUAAUGUACGUGAUACAUUAACAAUAUUAAUGUUAUUCUUCAAAUAUGAAACUCGAAUAGGUGAACGUGGAGCUACGCUUUCAGGUGGACAAAAACAAAGAAUUGCCAUUGCUCGAGCAUUGAUUCGAGAUCCAAAGAUUUUACUUCUUGAUGAAGCUACUAGUGCACUUGAUAAUGAAAGUGAAAAACUAGUUCAAGAAGCUUUGAAUCGUGCUGCUGAAGGUCGUACAACAUUAGUGAUUGCACAUCGUCUAUCGACAAUUCGUACAGCUGAUAAAAUUAUUGUGAUGCAUAAAGGUAAUGUAGUUGAAGAAGGUGAUCAUGAAUCAUUGAUAGAUGCUCGUGGAACUUAUUUUACUCUUGUUGAACAACAAAAUUUACGUAAAGCUGCAGAAGAAGAACAAUUAGCUCUUGAACUACAGGAACGUAGUGGAUCAAAUGUACCAAAUCAUAUUGAAGAAAUUCAAGUAGGUGUUGAAAGAAAAUAUGCUUCAACUGUUGCUAGUGUAGCAUCAUCAGCUAUGAAUAAAUUAAAUAGUAAAAAAAAAAAUUUACUAACAGAUGAAGAAGAAGUUGAAGAACAAACUACUGAAUUAAAAAAGAAAAAGCCUAAUACUGCUUUACAAGUGUUAAUUAUGAACAAACCAGAAUGGACAUUAAUAGUAUUUGGAUGUAUCGUAUGUAUAUGUAAUGGUGGUAUUCAACUAGCAUUUGGUGUUAUUCUAAGCAAGUUAACUGCAGUCUUUCAAGAAUGUGAUAAAGAAGUUCAAAAACACCGAAUUCUAGUCUAUAUAAUUUGGUUUAUUGGUUUAGGUGUUCUAUCAUUAACUACAAUGUUUAUUCAAAGUUUUUUAUUUGCUUGUUCAGGUGAAGCACUAACGAAAAGACUUCGUUCUAAAACAUUUCGUGCUAUUUUACGUCAAGAAAUUGCUUAUUUUGAUCAUCCAGAUAACAAUACAGGAGCAUUAUGUACACGUUUAGCCACUGAAGCAUCUGCUGUACAAGGAGCAAGUGGUAUUCGUAUUGGAACAAUGUUACAAAACAUAGCUACACUUAGUACUGGUAUUAUAAUUAAUUUUGUGUUUUCUUGGCAAUUGGCAUUACUUGUUCUUGCUUUUGUUCCAUUUAUGGUUGCUGGAAGUUUUUUAAAAAAUUAUUUAAUGAAAGGAUUUGCUAGUAAAGAUAAAAAAUCAAUAGAAAAUGCUGGCAAGGUAACAGUAGAAUCUAUACAAAAUAUUCGAACAGUUGUACAAUUAACUAAAGAAGAAUAUUUUUAUGAACAAUAUUGUUCACUUCUUGAAAAUCCUUAUCGAUCAUCUAAAAAAAGAGCAAAUCUCUUUGGUUUAUUCUAUUCAUUAUCAAACUCAAUUAUGUAUUGUAGUUUAGGAGCACUGUUUAGACUAGGUGCUUAUUUAGUACAGAAAGAUAAAAUCACAUUUGAAGCUUUUUUAUUGUGUUUUAAUUGUAUUUUAUUUGGUGCACAAUAUGUUGGACAAACAGCAUCUAUGGCUCCAGAUUAUAGCAAAGCUAUUCAAGCUGCUGAAAAAAUUUUAGAACUAUUGAAUCGAACACCGUCUAUUGAUAAUGGUUCAUCUGAUGGUGAUGAAAUACCAAACUUUAAUGGUGAUUUAGAAUUUGUUAAUGUUCAUUUCAUUUAUCCAAACAGACCUGAAUCAGUUGUUCUUAAAGAUUUUACACUUAAAAUUCGGGCUGGUCAACAGGUUGCACUCGUUGGUACAUCUGGUUGUGGAAAAUCAACGAUCAUUCAAUUAAUCGAACGUUUCUAUGAUUCAAAUGUUGGUCAACUGUUAAUUAAUUCAAAAGAUAUUCGAAGUCUGAAUCUUCAAUGGUAUCGAUCACAAAUUGGUAUUGUUUCACAAGAACCAGUCUUAUUUGAUAUGUCAAUAAAAGACAAUAUUGCUUAUGGUGAUAAUAGUCGAAGUAAUAUUCCUAUUGAAGAAAUCAUUGAAGCAGCUAAAAAUGCUAAUAUACAUAAUUUUAUUCAAAAACUUCCAAAUGGAUAUGAUACAAAUUGUGGUGCAAAAGGAACUCAAUUAUCAGGUGGAGAAAAACAACGAAUUGCAAUUGCUCGAGCAUUAAUUCGAGAUCCAAAGAUAUUGUUAUUUGAUGAAGCAACAAGUGCAUUAGACAGUGAAAAUGAAAGGAUAGUUCAAGAAGCAUUAAAUCAAGCUCAAAAAAAUCGAACAUCAAUUACAAUAGCACAUCGUUUAUCAACAAUUCAAAAUGCAGAUAUGAUCUGUGUUUUACAUAAUGGAGUUAUAGUUGAAAGUGGAACUCAUCAAGAAUUAUUUGAUCUACGUGGUCGUUAUUAUCAUUUAGCACUUGGAAAACUUAAAUAG